GACGACAGGCGGCUCGGACCAUGGCGGAAGAGGACGACGCGAGGAUUCGGAUCCUACAGAGCCUGCGGGGGAAGAUAUGUGAAGCUAAGAACCUGGGCCCAGUCUCGGGUCCAAAUCGACAAAGGGAUCUCUGCACCGUUUGCACCAUAAGUCUGGACCAGGAGGAGGUGUUUCGCACCAAGGUGUUUGACAAAAGCGUCAGCCCUUUCUAUGGCGAGGACUUCUACUUUGAGAUCCCGCGUCCAUUCCAGUGUUUAUCCUUCUAUGUUUAUGCCAAGAGCGUUUUUCAAAGGGACCUAGCUGUUGGCAAGGUAUCAAUCCGGAAGGAUGACCUGUGUAAAUACAGUGGGAAGGAGCACUGGUUCAGCCUUCAGCCAGUAGAUCCUAACUCAGAAGUCCAGGGUAAAGUCCACCUUGAGAUGAGAUUGAAUGAAGUGAUCACAGAGAACGGCUCAGGAGGUCAGCACUUACUAGUCAGGAUAAUAGAGUGUCAGGAGCUGCCUUUAAUCAGCGGGCAGAACUGUGACCCCUAUGCCACCGUGUCACUUGUUGGACCUGCCAGGUCUGACCAAAAGAAAACAAAGGUGAAGAAGAAAACCAGCAACCCUCAUUUUGAAGAGACAUUCUUCUUCGAGGUCACACGAUCCAGCAGCUAUUCCAAAAAGUCUCACUUCCAAGUGGAGGAGGAGGACAUUGAGAAACUUGAGCUCAAAGUUGAUUUGUGGAACAAUGAGAGUCUGGCUCAGGACGUGUUUCUUGGUGAGACGCGGGUCCCUGUCAAGAUCCUGCGGACAGACCACAUCCACAAAGCCUGGUAUCUCCUCCAGCCUAAAGGGAACGGCAGCAAGUCCAAGUCGGAUGAUUUAGGAUCCUUACGUCUGAAGCUGACCUACAUAGAAGACACCGUGCUGCCAUCUGCCUGCUACACACCACUCUGCAACCUGCUGCUCAAAUCCCCAGAUGUGAAGCCCAUCUCCGCAUCGGCAGCACACAUCCUGGGGGACAUCUACAGAGAGCGGUACGAGGCUGUUCUGCCCGUGGUCCGACUGCUGCUCCACCACAAUCGCUUUGUGCCUUUUGUUUCUGCUGUGGCAGCGCUAGAGCUGGACAACACUCAGGAGGCUAACACUAUAUUCCGUGGCAACUCACUGGCGACACGCUGCAUUGAUGACAUGAUGAAGAUUGUGGGGAAAAAUUACCUGGCGGUUACCCUGAAGCCUGUAAUAGAUGAGAUUUGUGAAUCCAACAAAACCUGUGAGAUAGACCCUGUCAAACUAAAGGAAGGUGACAACGUGGAGGUCAACAAGGAGAACCUACAGGGUUACGUCCAGAAGGUCUUUUCCUCCAUCACCCAGUCCAGUUCGACCUGUCCCCCGCUCAUGUGUGAUGUCUUUAGGUCACUGAGACACUUGGCCUCUAAGCGGUUCCAAGCCGACCCUCACGUUCAGUACUCAGCUGUUAGCAGCUUUGUUUUCUUGCGGUUCUUUGCCGUGGCCGUUCUUUCUCCACACUCCUUCCAGCUACGCUCACAUCAUCCUGAUCCUGAGAUUUCCCGCACGCUCACUCUCAUCUCAAAAACCAUCCAGACUCUGGGCAGCUGGGGUAGUUUGUCAAAAAAAAUGUCUAGUUUCAAAGAAACCUACAUGUACGACUUCUUCAAAUCAUUCCAAGAGGACAAGUGUAUCGAAAGAGUUAAAAAGUUUCUAGAUGAGAUCUCCUCAAACGUCAGCAAAGGGUCUAGUGGGCUGGAGGACGCAGUGGUUCUCAAGGAGGGGGAAGUACAGAAACGUGCCCAGGGGAGGAAACGCCUGGGGAAGAAAAACUUCAAAAAGCGAUGGCUCAGAGUGACCAACAGGGAGCUCUCCUACCACAAACACAAAGGGAAAGAGGCCCUCUGCAUCAUCAACGUCAAAAAUAUCCAGGCGGUGGAGAAACUGGAUGAAAGUGCCUUUAACCGCAAAAAUAUGUUCCAGGUGGUCCACUCUGAGAAGCCUCUGUACGUACAGGCUGGAAACUGUGUGGAGGCCAGUGAGUGGCUGGAUGUCCUGGGUCAGGUCAUCCGCUGCAACGAGGGACGCCUGGCCAACUUCCACACAUCCAAUUACAGCGCUGGAGCCUGGCAGUGCUGCAAAAACCAGAACAACAAUGCUCCAGGCUGCAAGCCCUGCACAAUCACUGUGUUGGUCAACCUACAGCUUGACAUAGACUGCGAUCGGGAAACGGAGCGAAUUUUCUCCCUUCUCUCUUCAAACGACACCAAGCUGCAGGACAUGGAGGAUGCAUGUGCCAGUAUGGCAGUAUACCAGGGCCCUCAGCGGGAGCAGGAGGAACGCUCAAAGUUCACCAUUCAGGAACCCAAAGAGACGUUCCAGACGCUGAAGCAGCUCCGCAAUGUCAUGGAGGAACUUCAGAGGCAGCACAACAUCAGGAACGACACCACGGCGCAGUACGGCAGCCUGGACAACCCGAUAGUGGGGAAAACCUCCUAACCAGGCCGGGCAGGUGUGGCCUGAGAGGGUCGAACCAGCAGGUGUCAGUACUUCACCAGCAGCGCUGCAGUGACACACUGGCGCCAGGAGUUGUCCCGCCAACACCAGCUGAUGUGAGUCCAGGAGAAGAACAACUGAUACACCCUGACCUCCAGACACCCUGACUCCACCCCCGCCACGCGGGAAGUGGAUGGAUUGCAAGCUUUUU
Limanda limanda (common dab) is the source of this 2697-nucleotide messenger RNA. It is a transcript of the gene rasa2, whose product is annotated as RAS p21 protein activator 2. The coding region runs from base 21 to 2489 and encodes 822 amino acids. Gene Ontology annotation, biological process: intracellular signal transduction; regulation of GTPase activity. The transcript has 24 exons. NCBI's taxonomy places the organism in Eukaryota, Metazoa, Chordata, Actinopteri, Pleuronectiformes, Pleuronectidae. The record is from RefSeq and is a predicted model, not a curated record.